AGUGGGGUUUUUUCUGGCGCCGGCCGACUUGCAACACAUCUUUACUGUAGUACUCAACCUUACUUCAAGUGCUCUCGCUGCUUGUCUCUGCAAAGUCCACCAUGAGUGCUUCUCCAAAGACCAAGGACGGCCGCCAUGCCUCCCCAGCGCCGCGCAAGUCUUCAGGUCCCUUUCCACCGAGCCCACUGCAGACUGCCAGCGGCGCAAAGCCCACACUCGAGGAAACACGGCGGCCGUCGACGAUCCAGUUUCUGGCGCACAGGAAUGCAUCAUUACCGAGAGGCACACCCAGACCCCGCGAGCGACGUCGGCUAUCGUCGCCGCCGCCUCCACCUGUCUUCCAGAACCGAGUGUCUUUUGACACAUUUGACAAACCCGCCGACUUUAUAGAAGAGAGCUCCUUCACACUCAUUGCCAAACACAAAGAUUACGAGUACACGAAGCGCUCACGGACGUUCCUGUGCGGUUUCGACGAGAACGAGUAUUCAGUAUAUGCCCUUCAGUGGCUCAUUAACGAGCUGGUGGACGACGGCGACGAGAUAGUAUGCCUGCGUGUAGUCGAAAAAGAAGACGCAAUAGCCGGAGACCGCAGUGUCGAGUCGGGCCGGUACCGUGUUGAGGCUGAGAACACAAUGGCAGAUAUACAGAGCCGCAAUCAUGACAACAAGGCUAUCAACCUGAUAUUAGAAUUUUCAAUAGGCAAGGUCAACAAGGUCAUAGACGACAUGAUCAAUCUCUACGAACCCGCAAUUUUAGUAGUUGGUACAAGAGGCAAGAGUCUAGGUGGCUUUCAAGGGUUGCUUCCUGGAAGUGUGUCAAAGUAUUGUCUACAGCAUUCGCCAGUCCCUGUCAUCGUUGUCCGUCCAACAUCCAAACGCGACAAGGCAAAGAGCAAGCGCACGAACGAUCCCGAUAGGCAGGGUUACCGAGAGCUUCUUGCGAAGAGCGAAAGACUGCCAGAGUAUGACAGCCCCCGAAACACCUUCUUUGCGAACGAAGAAGAGGCAGCGUCGGUUGGAGCGGCCGCAACAGCACCUAAGCCUGUCGCAGAUACAGCACACCCCUUGGCGCAGGUUGAGCAUGCGCAAGAUAGCAGCGACGAUGAGCUGGAGACGGGCAACAGCGAUGCAUUGCUCGGAGAUGAUCCACGAAGUCCAGGUCCGAUGAUGAAGAGUCCACAUCUACAAAAUCUCGACAGCCCCGAACUGAGCAGCCAAUCCAGCAGUGAGGAUGAAGACGAACGGGGCGAAGGCUCAACAAUGACUGGAGUGUCUACUGUAGAUCUGGCAUCGCAGAAUGCUGAUGCAAGCACCGAAGAACCCAAGCCGGCAGAAAGUCCCGAGCCGCAGGAGAGCUCCAAGUUGUACGUGGACAGUCUCAUAAAAGCAGCUCAGGAGGGGUCUGAAGCCGCGGCACCCGCUGGAAAGAGUGCACCAGAAUCAUAGUUUACUAGCAAUACCCAUGUUGAUUUGUGGUCUCCAAGGCCAUGUUCUGGUGCCCUACAAUACGUACUUGGAUUUGCAUUCUCUCUGAUAGACUCUAGUGCAGUGGCAUGUGGGGGUGCUUGGCCCGUUGAUCCCUGCCUGAUCGACAUGAUGACGUUUCAUGUGGCUGUGGGCUGCGGGUGCCACAGCUCGCCGGCGCGUUCCUGGCUGCGGCCGCCUCGGACUCGGACAGGCCCUCAGUUCAGUCG
Molecule: messenger RNA, 1693 nt
Organism: Bipolaris sorokiniana ND90Pr
Lineage: Eukaryota; Fungi; Ascomycota; Dothideomycetes; Pleosporales; Pleosporaceae
Exons: 3
Coding region: 102-1445 (447 amino acids)
Source: RefSeq, a predicted model, not a curated record